GUAAACUUGCGAUGCAAAGACCGGAGGACGAUGCUGUGAUGGCGGUGUACUCUGCGGCAUCUGCUGCGUCUGGGACGUCGACUGCUGCAUUUGCUGAUGUGGCUUCGGUAACUGCUGCGAACGAUGAUAUGGUUGCGAAGUGCUGCGACGGUUUUGACAACGACUGCGACAAGUUUGGUCAAGAUCUUGCUGUUCCGCUUGAAGAUACGACGAAAUUUCGGUUUCUGAGAGGUUCGGAUUCAUGCGCAAGAAGGCGCGCGUCUGUCGCCACUCGGGACCAAGUCCAGCAAGAAGGACCAUGAGAUACAUCUCACGAGGGAAGUAUCCUCCACUCUUCUCCAGUUGAUCUUGUAGUGUGCGAACACGAUUGACGUAAUCCAUGACAUUCUCG
Closterium sp. NIES-67 is the source of this 391-nucleotide messenger RNA. NCBI's taxonomy places the organism in Eukaryota, Viridiplantae, Streptophyta, Zygnematophyceae, Desmidiales, Closteriaceae. The record is from the annotation of a GenBank genome assembly.